Molecule: messenger RNA, 831 nt
Organism: Fraxinus pennsylvanica
Lineage: Eukaryota; Viridiplantae; Streptophyta; Magnoliopsida; Lamiales; Oleaceae
Source: the annotation of a GenBank genome assembly
AUGAUUGGCACUGAUGCAUUCCAGGAAACCCCCAUUGUUGAGGAAUGUCCUCUACAUCAAACCAAGAUAAAUUUGCUUUGUGAAUUGGAAUCAGCCUAUGAGAUUAGCAGGUGGUGGUGUUUAAAUUCGAGUGAGGAAUUGAGGAAAUUUGUCGAGCUUACAGGGUUCCCUGUUGCGAGUACUCCGAUGGGUUUGGGUUCUUAUCCUUUAUCGGAUGAGGACUUCUCGUUGCAAAUGCUUGGAAUGCAUGGGACUAUUUAUGGGUCUAAAUUUGAUAUUGGAGGAGAAAGGAAGGUGAGGGAAGGCAAAGCUGGAUUUUUCAGUCUGGAGGCAGGAGCUAAAGAGCAGAAGAUGAACUAUCCAUUGAGCUAUAAGACAUUUGAAAAUGCUAUUCCUCAUUAUGUGAUUCAGCUUCUUGACAAGUUGACAAACGGGAAUGCCGUUUUUAGAGGAUAUGGUCUUGGACUCCCUGCAGCUAUAGAAGCAGCUGUUGCAAGACCUGAUGCUGUUGUGGUCGACAUUGAUGGUGACAGGAGUUUCAUCAUGAAUGUGCAGGAGUUGGCCACAGUUCGAGCAGAGACCCUUCCUGUCAAGAUUAUGUUGUUGAAAAAUCAGCAUUUGGGCAUAGUGGUUCAGUGGGAAGAUCGAUUCUACACGUCUAACAGGGCACACACUUGGAAAUCUAUCCAAAGAGUAGGAGAACUUUCCAGUAUGUUGAAGUUUGCAGAGGGUUGUGACAUACCUGCAGCUGGUGUGACGAAGAAGGAUGAUCUCAGGACUGCAAUUCAGAAGAUGUUGGAUAUGCCCGCAGGCCACACUUAUUGGAUGUGA